Messenger RNA from Penicillium odoratum, 861 nucleotides. RefSeq lists its product as uncharacterized. Gene Ontology annotation, cellular component: mitochondrial inner membrane. Gene Ontology annotation, molecular function: lipid binding. The coding region runs from base 1 to 861 and encodes 286 amino acids. Gene Ontology annotation, biological process: ubiquinone biosynthetic process. The transcript is spliced from 2 exons. The record is from RefSeq and is a predicted model, not a curated record. NCBI's taxonomy places the organism in Eukaryota, Fungi, Ascomycota, Eurotiomycetes, Eurotiales, Aspergillaceae.
AUGGCUUCAAUCACCCGCUUCUGCCCCCGAAGGGUCCUGACUACUUCCAUUAAACACACCCCUCAAUCCCUCCGCCCACUCACAACCGCAUCUGUCCGCGCAACCCGACCAACAACCACACAACCAAGCCAGCACCGCUCACUACCUCGCAAAUACCAAUCCCACCAGCCAAGAAGGCCCUACCACUCAACCCUCCACCCCGCCCUCCCAGUCCACGAAUACACCAACAGCCAAAUCGCCAUCCUCGAGGCAAGCCUCGCCCACGCCCCAGUCCACGGAUUCACCCACACAUCUCUCCUCCUCGGUGCCCGCGACGCAGGCUUUCUCGACGUGAGCGUCCAGCUCCUCCCCCACGAAGAAUACGACCUCAUCCUCUUCUGGCUAGCCAGUCGGCGCGGACUCCUCCGCGCAGCGGUCGAGAGCGGAGACAUCCAAUUCACCGCGGGGCAAGAUGUCCAAUCCAAGAUCAAAACUCUUAUCCUAGAGAGACUGAAGAUGAACGAGGAAAUCCGAGCACAGUGGCAAGAUGCCCUUGCUCAAAUGUCUCUCCUCGGAAAUAUUCCUCUCGCUCUUACGGAGUUACACGCUCUCUCAAACGAUAUCCUUAACCUGGCUGGUGAUACCUCUGUCGAUGCGAGCUGGUAUACGCGCCGUGCGGCUGUGGCUGCUGUCUAUGCUAGUGCGGAAGUGGUGAUGACUCGCGACACAACACUGGAUAUGAGUGAGACGGAGAGAUUUAUUGAGCGCCGGUUUGAGGAUAGGGAUUAUUUGGCGAAGAAGGUUGAGGUGCUGGGGCAGGGUGUGUCGUUUUUGGGAAAUACGGCUCUUGGAGUAGUUCGGAGUUAUGGGUUGAAGAUCUGA